UCUUCUUCUUAUCGACGAUUCUACGGCCCGGAAGGCUUGGAAGACCCGAGGAGGAAUCCCAUGAAGAACCACCACCAUCCGUUGCACUCGUUGUCUGCCCGAUGAUAAUAAUGACUCUGCGAUGGAUCAAGGAGAUUCUCCCCUGUUCCUCCCUCUCUCUCUCUCCAGAUUCUUCUUUUCCCCUCUUCUUACUUCCUUUCUUUGAUUCUCAGCUUCUUUUCUUUGCCAUCUCCAUUCUCCCGGUUGUUCUUUCCUUCUCUGGUUGCUUUUCUCGCCUCCUCUUGACUUUUCCCCUUUUGCUAGUUCGUGUUUGAGAUGGAAAGACAAAGGGAUAUGCAGGAGGCAGAUUUGGGAGGAGAGGAAGUGAAUAGGGCUUCCAUGGUCCAUCCUCGGGCCGAAAGACCUGAUCCUGGGAUUGAGAUCAAUACGCAAGCGCUAUCAAUCCAUGAGCCACAGAUCUUUCAUGUUCAAGCGGGGCAGCAGAUGCAAGAACAGGGUCAAGAUGCAGAGUUUAAUAUUCUUAUGAAGCUUGCAGCUACAGGAGGUACAGUUAGAGUUCUUUCUCUUCAAGCAGUACAACAAUCUAUGGCUAGAGCAUGGAGAGACAACUAUUAUGGAAUCUCACAGCUAUCAAGAUACAUCUUUGUUGCACAUUUUCGCUCCUUGGAAGCUGCUAUGUUUGUAAUUACCCGUCAGCCGUGGAGUAUGGGUUCAGACAACUUCUUGAUUGAGUGGAUGGAUCUGGAGGAUCGUGGCAAAAAUAUUCAGGAUUACAAGUUUGAUACUAUUUAUGUGACCAUCCGUGUUUAUGGAAUUCCUAUGAGGUUUAGGUCUCAAGAUCUUCUAGUCAAUAUUUUACAGUGUUGGUCAGCUUUCUGAAUUUCAUCCCUUAAGUCAGUCCAUGAUCUCUGCAAGGCAGGAGUAUAUGUGGGGCACCAUCAGGGCUAAGGUCAGAAAACCAGUUAGAGAUAAAGUUUGGGUUUCCUUUGCUAAGGAUUCUGCUGGUUGGGCUUAUUUGUUCUAUGAGAGGAUUGGUAGGAUUUGCACUUUUUGUGGAGUUAUGUUCCAUAGUGUCCAACACUGUACUGCUAGAAACAGUUUGCUUAUGUCAAGAAGCAGAUUGCAGAUUUCUUUGGAGCAAAUUUCGCCAAAUAGGUUUGGCCAAUGGAUAACUAGUGUGGGGCUGAUUCCUGGACAUUCAGGAGCUAAUUUCCAGGAAGAUUUGACUUCAUUCUCUUCCUUUCUUAACCCACAGUUAGCCAGAUUACAGAAGCAAUUCAUGGAGGAUUCUAAAGGAAAAGAUAAGGUGUCAGAAGGAGUUCAAGAUAAUGAUAAUUACAAAAAAUUAUCUCUCAAGGAAAUUAAUGAGCACAUUAGAAGAAUGGAAGGGCCAAGCUCAUCAACAAAUCCUGAGUUGCAGAUCGCUCAAAAGCAGAAUGUAUCUAAUAUAGUUAUACCUUCAUCUUCAGUAUCAGAUUUGGGCCAUCAGACUUCCCCAAACAAUCAACUGCUUCUGGGUCAGGGAUGUACUAGGACUCAACAUCCUCCAGCUAUACCUUUGUCUUCAUCAUUACAUACCUCUUGUCAGCAUGAUCUUGCAAAUCUUCUUCCUCAUUCAAAUAUUUCUAAUGUUCCAACUCAGUCUGCUGCUCACAUCACUCAGGCUCCCCCUAUCUCUGCUAUUCAUGCAACUUUGAUAGACAAACAUCUUAGUGGGAGUACAAAUAUUAAUCCCAUUCAUACCCGCAUAGUUUCUUCAUCUCCCCCUUCACCUCUCAGAUCCAAUCCCAAGAGGCCGUCCGAGUCGUUGCUUGGUGUUCCCCUUCCUCCGGCGAAGAAAGUGAUUCCUCAUGGUGCGCGGGAGAAUUCAGAUAAGAUUCCUGGGUCAGCCGCCCUCAGUCCCAUUCCCAACUCUGGUUCCCAAGCUUUACAAAGUUCAAGCCUUCUUGGAGCGCCUCCUUCCAGGCCACUUCUUCUUGGUCAGCCAUCUCCAGCUGGUGGUUUGGGGUCUGCCUUAGAGGCUUUUGCUGGUGAUGGUGUCCAACCUGCUUGAAGCACUCACAGUGAAGAACCAAUGUCUGGCAACGCGGUUCCUGGACCUACUACUUCUCAAGGGAGCCGCCUUCGGUCUGGAGGUAGCAGAUGGGACAUUCCUCCAGCUGGGGGAUCUCGUGGUAUGCGUUCCCAUCCUCACGGGGUUCUUCGCUAUCGUCCUGGUUCUUCCACCUGGAAGCGUGACAGCAGCACCAUUCAAAUGGGUAGUACCAUUAAUUUGACUGGAAUCAAAGGAAAGAAUUUGGGAAGCAUGGAUUUAGACACCAAUGUUGUAAAAGGCGGAUCAGCUAUGGCCUUUGGCCAAGAGAAAGGAGGAAAUUAUGAUCCAUGGCCCUUGCGAUCUCCUUCGCAGGCUGUCAGUACAGGUACAGUUAGUGCCCGCCAAGAGGCUUUCUCUCCUGCUGCCAUUGAUCGCCUCCACCACAUGGAUUUCGAUGUUGGUCAAGAUAUGUGUGGUUCCGAAGCUCAAAGAACAAUGGAGAAUCUGAAUGACUUUAAUAACUCUUGCCAAGGGGACAAAGCGGCUUUCAGGAAUGAUCAGUUGGGAGAAGACAUGGAGUUUGACUCUGAAGCAGAAAAGAACAUGACUGAUUCUUUUUCUCGGGCAGCGGCGCAUGGCCCUAACGCGCCUCGGGCGCCAUGAAAGCCAUAGCUUGGAAUUGUCGAGGUAUGGGUCGGGACCUCGGCAAUGAUCGUAUGUUGUUCCUGGCUAAUCUGAUCCGUUCUACUAAAGCUCAGAGGUGCUUCUGGAGGACUCUGGCUUAUGUGGAAUGACGAUAUUAAAGUUUCUGUUCAUAGCGCCUCUUUUCACUAUAUCCUAGCAAAUGUAGUUCAUCAAGCAUCGGGUGUUCACUUCUGUUUGAUUUGUAUAUAUGGUGACCCCUAUCAUAAGCAGACUAGUACUAUUUGGAGUCAAGUUUCUACUUUUGUGUAUGAUAAUCUGGGCAAGCCCAUGAUGUGUAUGGGAGACCUUAAUGAUAUCUUGUAUGAUACUGAUGGUUGCAAUGGUAGUGUAAAUUAUUACCGUAUGUCGUCUUUUCGGUCUCUUGUUAAAAACUGUGGGUUUUUGAUAUUGGUUUUAGUGGACCUGCGUGCACUUGGCGUAAUAGGCAGCACACUGCUAAUCCUAUUUACAGACGCUUGGAUAGAUGUCUUGUUAAUUCUGAUUGGCGUGCACAUUUUCCUAAUACGAAAGUUCUCAAUUUGCCUAUCAUUCUGAGUGAUCAUGCUCCCAUUCUUAUUUCCACAGAUGGUAACUUUGUUAAGCCAAGGCAAAUGUUUAAAUUUGAAAAUUGGUGGUUGCUUGAAAAAGAUUUUAGUAACUUUGCUAGAUCUGCCUGGAAUAAUAGUGCAUCUGCUUCUUUUGUAGCAAAAUCUUCUUCUUUGGCAGGUUCCUUAAAAAAUGGUGUAAAAUGAAAAAGCCCUUCCAGCAAGAACUUUUGGAAUUAGAGACUAGCAUCAAUCAGAUUCAGCAGCUACCACUGCACCAGCAAGAUCAUAACUUGGAAAACUCUCUUAUUCUCAGAUAUGAGCACACCCUCUCUAAACUUAAUCAAUUUUACAAACAGAGAAGCAAGAAGGGUUGGGCCAUUGGGGGUGAUCGUAACACUAAGUUUUUUCAUCAGGCUGUGAUCAAAAGAAGGAAAAGGAAUACUAUUUGUUCAAUUAAAGAUGAGAAUGAUGUGUUGCACUUCAAGCCUAGUUCUAUUACUAAUACUUUUGUCAAUUAUUUUAGAUACAUCUUCUCCUCAACAAAUGUUAACAUUGGAAAACCUUUUCUCACCACUCAUUUACCUGAGAACUCUUUAGAUCCCACUUAUUCUAUUCCUGAUAAACAUGAAGUCUUGCAGAUUUUGAAAGAUAUGAAGCUUAAUGCUUCUCCGGGUCCGGAUGGAUUUAAUGUUGAAUUUUAUUUGGCGGCCUGGGAGUGGAUAGGAGAGGAAGUCACUCAGCUUGUGGUAAGCUUUUAUCAAACUGGUAUCUUACCUCCUCAUAUAAAUGAUACUAAUAUCGCUCUUAUUCCGAAAAAGUUAGUGCCUCAGGUUCCUAUGGAUUUUCGCCCUAUUAGUCUUUGUAAUGUCGUUUAUAAAAUCAUUGCUAAAUCAUUGGCUAAUAGAAUUAAACCUCAUCUUCCUGAUUAUAUUGAUCCUGCUCAGCAAGAUUUUAUUGAGGGUAGAAGAAUUAGUGAUAAUAUCAUCAUUGCUCAAGAGAUUACUCACACUUUCUCUCUUAAAUCGUGGAAACAUCAAGCUUUCAUGUUGAAAAUUGAUCUUGCUAAAGCUUUUGAUCGCCUAGAAUGAAAUUUCAUUGUGUCUGCUCUCACACGUAAAGGGUUGCAUCGUCAUUUCAUUAACUUGAUAUAUGCAUGCAUUUCCUCGCCUACUUUCUCUGUGCUCAUUAAUGGCCAGCCUUCUCAUAAAUUUAGAAGUUCUAGAGGUAUUCGUCAGGGCUGUCCUAUGUCUCCUUAUUUGUUUGUUAUUGCCAUUAAUGAGCUCUCUCUCGCCCUUAAUGAAGCUCUAGCUGCUCAACAUCUACAAGGAAUUUCGCUUGGACCAAAUUGCCCUCCUAUCCAUUCUCUGUUGUUUGCAGAUGAUCUGUUGGUUUGUGGCCAAGCUAAUAUGCAGGAAGCAAAUUCUAUGGCUCAACUCAUUCAUCACUUUUGUUCUAUUUCAGGUCAAACUCCAAACUGGGCCAAAUCGGCUAUUCUUUUUAGUACUCAUGUCAGUCAAUCUGCUAUACAAGAGAUUAAGCAAGUUUUUCCUGUUUCUACCAUGAACAACAAUUUCACUCAUCUUGGUCAUCCUCUUAUUCUUCCUGCUAAAAAUAGAACUGUUGCAUACAACUUUGUUCUGGAUAAAUUCAUGAAUAAAUUGCCGGCUUACAAAGCUAAUAUGCUUUCUCAUGCUGCUAGGUUUGAAUUGAUUCGUUCUGUUUUCUCUGCUAUUCCUGUUUAUUAUAUGGCUAACAUUUUGUUCACUAAGAAGUUUAUUACAAAACUUACUGCUAUUAUUAGGAAUUUCUGGUGGACAGGUGUUAGGGAAAAGGAUUCCAGAAGAAGCCUUUGCCUUAGAGCAUGGAAAGACAUAUGCGAUUCUAAGAAAGAAGGUGGGCUGGGCAUAAGGAAUUUGCAGGCUAUUAAUGAGAGUCUCAUUAUUGCAGCAGCUUGGAGAAUUGCUAAAUCACCUUCUUCUCAGUUGUACCUCAUUCUCAAAGCUAAAUACUUUCAUGACUCUUCUAUUUGAACAGCAAUUUCUUCUCUGCCUAAAUCAGCUUUCUGGACUUCCGUUUUGAAAAUGCUUCCCAAGUUGAAAGAUCAUUCUUUUUAUCAAUUAACCCAAGGUAAUAUCUCUAUUUGGAGCACACCAUGGUGCAGUCUUUGGGCCUCUAUCCAUGAUCAUCUUAUUAUUCAAGAGCCUGGCUUCAUGUAUCCUUCUUUAGUUAGGGACCUUUGGCUUCCUGGUCAAAAAGCUUGGAAUUCUGCUCUUGUUAAUUCUCUUUUUCAGCAUCCAUUGGCCUCUGUGAUUCUCCAAACGGACAUUAUCUAUGAUGAUGGUCCAGAUCUGCUUUGUUGGGAUCUUUCUUCUAAUGGUAUUUGUUCUUCUAAAUCUGCUUAUAAGUUUUGUUUGCAGGAAAUUCAUGAAAAUCCCAUGAAUGCUCCUUCUUCAGUGUCUUUGGAGGUGAAGGACUUGCUUAAGUUGAUCUGGAAACAAAAACAAAUGCUACCCAGAGUUAAAACUUUUGCUUGGAGACUCUUUCGGAAAGCUUUGCCUACAGGUUUAAGGGCGGGUCAUUUUUCCACUCAUAUUUCUCAGGCUUGUUGUAGGUGUGGUAAACAAGAGGAUGAAUUCCAUUUGUUCUUUUUAUGUGAUUUUGCUCGUGCGGCAUGGUUCUCCUCUCCUUGGUUCAUUAGAUCAGAUGUUUUAGUUCAAGGCCAUACUAAUUUGCAUUCCUCUAUUUCUACCUUUCUUCGAAUGUCUCAUCCUCAUGUCUCUAUUGAAAAUAUUCUUAAUUUUUUGUGGUGUCUUUGGAAGGCUAAAAAUGAUUUUCUUUUUGAUCGAAAAAAAGCCCUCCCUCAUCAUGUGCACAUUGUUGCAAAAGCCUUUUCUUAUGAUUUAUAUGAUGUUUCUAAUCAUAUGCCUAGCUUGCAGGAGGUGCCUCAAGUUCAACUUUCUCCUAAUCAACUUCCUCUGCAGGGAAAGACUCUUAAAUCUGAUUUGCUCGUUCUUGGUCCUAAAAUAUACUCUGAUGCAGCUUUCAGAUGUAAGAAAGUUCCAGGAUUGGUGCAAGGUUCGGUUGCUACUGGAGUUGGAAUCUAUCUUUCCUGGCCUCAAGAUCAAAUUGAAGUAAAUGUGCAAAUUCAGGCUUCAGCUCCAGCUACAUCUUCUCCAAUACAGGCAGAAGCAUUUGCACUUUCUUUUGCGGCUCAUCUGGCUAACAGGCUUAACAUUAUGCACCCAACUUUUCUUAUGGAUUGUCUAUCCUUGGCCUCAUUAGCUGCACCGGGUGAGAUUGUGGAAGCCAAUACCCCAUGGAGUAUCCGGAAACUUUUGGGUGAUUUCUUCAAGCAAGUGUCAAAUUUGCAACCUGAAGUGUUUCAUAUUUCUAGGGAAAUUAAUGGAAUCGCUCAUAAUGUAGCUCAUCAGGAUCUAUGUUCUAAUGUUGAACCUGAAAUAUGUUGCUUUCCUUCAGCCUAUAGACAUAUAUCUUGCCCUGUUGUUUCUCUCCUACAUACAUUUCAGGUUCAGGGCUUUGUAAUUCAUGCUGUAAGAUGCUAAAAAUAAAGGGCAGGGAGGAGGGAGGGCAUCGGGAUGGGAGACGGGCGUUGCUGGAGAAGGGGCGAUGAGGAGCUGCUGGCCGCGGCGCCGCUGCCGUGGCCGCACGGCGGCCGGCGCCGAGGAGGCCGCGGUGCAGCAGACGCCCGAACGCCGGCAUCGACAUGCCUGCUCUUCUUUCUUCCUCUUGCUUUGCUUGUCCCUCCCGUGAACACGAUCGAUGCAGCUCG
Molecule: messenger RNA, 7057 nt
Organism: Triticum aestivum (bread wheat)
Lineage: Eukaryota; Viridiplantae; Streptophyta; Magnoliopsida; Poales; Poaceae
Exons: 2
Coding region: 5349-6830 (493 amino acids)
Source: RefSeq, a predicted model, not a curated record